AUGGUGCCGGUGAGGAGGAGGCCGGCGGUGGCCGCGCUGCUCCUGGCUGUGCUCGCGUGCGCGGAGGUCGCCGCCGGCGGUGGCGCGACGAUCUGCGACACGGCCAAGUGCGGCAAGGGCUCGUGCAGCGAGAUGCCGGGGCCGAUCCCGUUCGUGACCACCUCGUACAACUGCACCUGCGACCCCGGGUGGUCGCAGCCGAGGCUCCUCAACCUCACCCCGCUCCCCUUCGCGCCCUGCAUCAUCCCCGACUGUGGCUUCGACCCGGCCUGCUACAACAUCAGCCUGGUGCCCAGGGGCAUACCCCUCACGGACCCGUGCGUGGCCAUCAACUGCGGCCCGGGAGAGUGCAAGAGGGGAGAAGGACUGAGCUACAGCUGCGAGUGCCAGCCGGGCUACGUCAACUUCCUCAACCUCACCGCCUUCCCCUGCGUCAAGAACUGUGUCUUCGGCAUGGACUGCUCCAAGCUGGGCAUCGCGCCGCCGCCGUCGCCGUCGCCGUCGCCGUCGACAGCGCCACCGCCACCACCUGGAUCUGUUUCCUCGCGGCGUCUGCUGCAGCUGCUGUCGCUGCUCUCUCUCGCCAUGGUUCAGCUCGUGUAG
Molecule: messenger RNA, 603 nt
Organism: Panicum hallii
Lineage: Eukaryota; Viridiplantae; Streptophyta; Magnoliopsida; Poales; Poaceae
Product: adhesive plaque matrix protein 2-like
Exons: 4
Coding region: 1-603 (200 amino acids)
Source: RefSeq, a predicted model, not a curated record